Messenger RNA from Rhagoletis zephyria (snowberry fruit fly), 474 nucleotides. NCBI's taxonomy places the organism in Eukaryota, Metazoa, Arthropoda, Insecta, Diptera, Tephritidae. The record is from RefSeq and is a predicted model, not a curated record.
AUGCACACCUCAACGCGAACCGCCGCCGUCCACCUGGCCUUUUUCCUUCUGCUCACCGUCUGUUUGCACCAGUUGUGCCACGCUGAAGAGGCGAGCAGUGAGGCGCCGGCAAAAAAGAAAAUUACCAAACUGCAAAUUGGCAUUAAAAAGCGAGCUGAAAACUGUUCGGUUAGAGGCUCCAAAGGGGACACUUUGCACAUUCACUAUCGGGGUACGCUCUACGAUACCGGCGCCGAAUUUGACAGUUCUUACAAACGGGGCAACCCACUGACUUUUAAACUGGGAGCCGGUCAGGUGAUUGCCGGCUGGGACCAGGGCCUGUUGGGCGUUUGCGAGGGUGAGAAGCGCAAACUGGUCAUUCCCUCGGACAUGGCCUACGGCUCUGCCGGCUCACCGCCCACCAUUCCGCCUGAUGCUACCCUGGUCUUUGAAGUGGAGUGCGUCAAGAUUGAGGGUCGCAAGGGUGAACUGUGA